Molecule: messenger RNA, 1350 nt
Organism: Oreochromis niloticus (Nile tilapia)
Lineage: Eukaryota; Metazoa; Chordata; Actinopteri; Cichliformes; Cichlidae
Exons: 5
Coding region: 62-1243 (393 amino acids)
Source: RefSeq, a predicted model, not a curated record
GCAGCCAAGAAGAGUGCCUGACGAGCCCAUUUAUAACCUUCCAAAGGACAGCUCAGGAGCCAUGGCGAUGUUUGGAAAGGUUUUGGAGCCAGUGGGCUACAUGCAGACUGUGAGGGUCUUGGUCCAGGGUAUCUGUUCCUAUCUUGGUGGCAGUGCUACACAAGAGGAGACUGAGCUGGCCAAGAAGAACCUGGACCACAUCGACCAGGAGCUGGGAGCAACGAGCUACGGCCUGCUGAAGGACCAGGAGGUCCAUCAGCUGGAGAAUGACCUGGCUGUGGUGUACUACCAGCUGGGUACUGCGGUGAGGGCCCAGUCAGACUUCACCAAGAAGGAGACUGAGGUGUUCCUGCAGUACGUGCAGGAUUACCGGCUGGAGAGGCAGCUAACGGCACUCUACAAUCGUCUAAUGGGAGUGUCGGCACUGACAGACCAGCCCCCGCUGCUGGAGGAGCUCAUACUGAGCCGCAAGCCCAAACGCUGGGAGCUGAGUGAGUUCUGCGUCAAGAUAAAUUUUGUCCUGGGCACCGGUCUGCUCUGCCUCUUCACCCAGGCUUCCCUAACAGGAAGAGACCAGGCUCUUCUUAUCAAGAGCUGGUCCGACCGUAUGGGCGCCCUCUACAGGAAAAUGAAGAACACGGGAGGUCGCUGCUUAGGCUACUUCCUGGAGCAGGCGGAAGACGAUAUACGGCAGCAACUGCAGGAGGCCGUCCACAACCGAUUGCCCCCAGACGAGGCGGCAGCUGGCAUCCUGAAGACCCUGGAGAAGAAUUACGAUUGGCUGCGCUGGGCGGUGAUGCUCCACCCCGCUGUGGGACCCAAGGAGGAGGAGGAGGAGAAGGAGGAAGGAGGAGAAAAUGAAGGUGAAGCGACAGAACCACAGCCUGGCAAUUUGCUCUCCGUGGCAUCUGAAGCUCCUACCCCCCAUGUGGUGGCGUGCUACCGGGACACACCCACUUCACUGGAUAAAAGCCGCAUCCACCAGCUCAUCGUGGAUUUGGAAUGGAAGAUCCCCAACCCACCACCUGAGGUGUACGCUUCCAUAGAAGAAGACCCAGGCAGGGCUAGGCGCUACCUGGCUUCCCGCAUGCUGAAGAAGUUGCAGGAGGGGUUGGGAUCUGGUGUGGCCGUCCAUGUUGUGCCGGGCAGGAUGGAGAUGAAAUGCAACUUCCCUCAAGCCUCCUACUACCUCUACGAGUACAAACACCGGCUGGCCUCAGGCACGGUGUGUGUGUUUGGAUAAAAGAGUCUCAUGGUCUCAUGCACAUGUUUCAUAAUUCUACUACACUAUCGGCUUUAGAUUUGUUGGUGGAUAUCUUGUGUACUAUUGCCUCUAAAUAAAUAUUAUUU